Neocloeon triangulifer is the source of this 1069-nucleotide messenger RNA. RefSeq lists its product as uncharacterized. Gene Ontology annotation, cellular component: endomembrane system. The coding region runs from base 286 to 945 and encodes 219 amino acids. The record is from RefSeq and is a predicted model, not a curated record. The transcript has 2 exons. Gene Ontology annotation, biological process: vacuolar proton-transporting V-type ATPase complex assembly. NCBI's taxonomy places the organism in Eukaryota, Metazoa, Arthropoda, Insecta, Ephemeroptera, Baetidae.
UGGAAAAGUGCCCCGCCCCCAUUGGCCCCAGAACAAAAUAAACUGAACAAAACCAGCUGCUCAAAAUCGUUUUAAAUUUUGCCUUUAAUUUUCUAAACAAAGUUGAACUCCUUUAAUUAUUUCCAUCACAAGGUUCGUCUGGCUUUGAAAUUACAUAAAAUCGUGUGUCAGUCAUUUGUGGUCAUUUUCGUUAUAUUGCCUUAAAAAAUUAGAACAUGACAGUAAAAAUAAGCGUUUGAAAAUAAAUUCAGCAAACAAUUCUGGAAAAAUCCAACCGUGGACAAAAUGAGUUCCAGCGAGUACACAUUGCUGCUGAAGCCCAGUGCCGACCUGCUUCAAUUCAUCAAGACUGAAAUUGAAGAAGAUCCUGCCAAGGACGACAUUCCAAAAGGCAUAAUAAAAUUAGGAAAGGGAGAGGUGGAGGAUUUUUCCUCCGGUGAAUUUGCUUGGGUCCUCAAACGAAGCCAACUCAAGGGCGUCUCCAUCAGGAAACUAGGACUGGAAAUCGUCCUUCCAACUUUGGAGCAGGUGCCGCGCGAUCCAGUGCUGGAGGCCAGGUGUCGACGGCUCAAGGCACAACAGGAAGACCGACAGUACAAGGCCAUGACCAAAUCCGUGGACGCGACGAGAUUCAAAUUCCAGGAGGAGUCGAUCGGCUCGCAGCUGAAGGAGAUGAACCGGCAGCUCAUAGGCGUCGGCCAGCUUAUUUUGUCUGUGGCCGCUGGUUUUGCUUUCGGCUUCAUUGGCCUGGAACUGAUCAUCGGCGAGAUGGAAAUGGGCUUCAGGUUUUUGUGUGGAACACUCUGUGCCUUGGUGAUUGCGGUUGCCGAACUUUACUUCCUUAUCAAGCACGUUGAUUUGUCCGAAUACCCUCUCGACGCCCAGACUGCACAGAAAACUGUAAUCAAUGAUCCGAAAGGAAAUGAGCGCAAGAAGAAUCAGUAAAAAAGUGAAAGUGCACCAGCUGUAUAAUUAAUCAUCAAUAUUUUAUUAUUGUUUGUAAUUAAUGUGAUCAAAUGUUGUAUUAAUCAAUUAGCAAAAUAAAUAGUUAGUAGAUCAUUGAUGGAAA